CAGGAGAGAAUCUCUGUCUCUGUGUCUCUUGUCUGAGAGUCCAUCACAAAAGGAUUUAACUCCUCGACCACAAACUGUAACUCAGCUGUUUCCACAUAGCAUUAUCCUCAGCUUAGACUUAUCUGUUACGAUGUACCGUGGGCUGGUGUUACUGUUCUUGGUUUUGGUGCUGGAAACCCGAUGGAGUGAAUCGAGAUGUCAGCAGUCAGAGUCUCAUAGAUCAGUUUCAGGUGAGAGUCCAAGUUUUCGGCUGUCGGCUCAUAACUUGCAGAAGAGGUAUAAUGACAUAGAUUAUGACAGUUUCGUCGGAUUAAUGGGGCGCAGGAACGUCGACACAGAUGAUAUACCACCUCAGCGUAAAAGGGAAAUGCAGGAUAUCUUUGUUGGACUCAUGGGUCGACGAAGCACUGACCCUGAAACUGGGCGUCCAUGGAGGAAAGAUUAUCCAGAAACAGGCGCAAGAGGAGACAACUUCAACAAAUGCAAACUAAGGUGA
Molecule: messenger RNA, 496 nt
Organism: Sinocyclocheilus rhinocerous
Lineage: Eukaryota; Metazoa; Chordata; Actinopteri; Cypriniformes; Cyprinidae
Product: tachykinin-3-like
Exons: 6
Coding region: 131-496 (121 amino acids)
Biological process (GO): tachykinin receptor signaling pathway; positive regulation of blood pressure
Source: RefSeq, a predicted model, not a curated record